AACAACAUUUCAGUGCGGUUAACCAACCAUGGGGACCCGUGACGACGAAUACGAUUAUUUAUUUAAAGUGGUUCUCAUUGGAGACUCUGGGGUGGGGAAGAGUAACCUGUUGUCCCGUUUCACUCGGAACGAGUUUAACCUGGAGAGCAAGAGCACCAUUGGUGUGGAGUUCGCAACCCGCAGCAUCCAAGUGGACGGGAAGACCAUUAAAGCUCAGAUCUGGGAUACAGCAGGACAGGAACGCUACAGAGCAAUAACAUCAGCGUACUACCGGGGUGCAGUUGGAGCUCUUCUGGUCUACGACAUCGCAAAACAUCUGACUUACGAGAAUGUGGAGCGCUGGCUGAAGGAGCUGCGGGAUCAUGCGGAUAACAACAUCGUCAUCAUGCUGGUGGGCAACAAGAGCGACCUGAGGCACCUGAGGGCCGUGCCCACUGAUGAGGCCAGAGCUUUUGCAGAGAAGAACAAUCUCUCCUUCAUUGAAACAUCGGCGUUGGACUCCACAAAUGUGGAGGAGGCAUUUAAAAACAUACUAACAGAAAUCUAUCGGAUUGUGUCACAGAAACAGAUGGUCGACAGGCCCGGGCACGAUGAGUCUCCUGGCAAUAACGUAGUGGACAUCAGCGUGCCGCCCACUACUGACGGGUUAAAGGGCAACAAAUUUCAGUGCUGUCAGAACCUGUGACCCAACACCCCCUCCCCUGCUCCUACCCGACCCUUGGGUUUCAGUUCCCCUCUAUUUAUCUCCGCUUUCGCUCCUGUGUGUUGUGCUACAGCUACGGCUCUCUCCUCUUUUUACCUCGUCGUGAUUACCACGCUAAUUCUAGACGUCCCAUAGAAGCGUGAAUCUCUAGGUAACAUUCCUUUUCCUUUCUUUGGGGGGAUCUUUGUUUGUAUGUCCCUUUUUUUCUUUUUUUUUUUUUCUUUACUAUCAUCAACCAUCUGGUUUGCAAAACUUGUUUUUUUUUUUCGGAAGUGAUAAUUCGAGCGCUGAUCGUGUGAUCUGCUCCUACGGAAAAGGGAUGGUGAGGGAUCAGUGUGUCUUUGGCUUUCUCUGAUGGUUAUUCUCUGGGAUCCACACUAAAGGCCUGCUGUCGGUUGAGCCAGAUCCCUGACUUGGGCUUGAAAGGGCAAGUUUUUUUUCGUAUAUAAUAUAUAAAUAUCAAUAAAAUAAAUAAAUUGCGAAUUCGUCUUGUCUGGAUCGCACGGAUACCAAAGGAGGGCUGCUGUUAUCUUUAUUUCAAUUUGUUAAAUGUUUCAAUUGUCACACCUUUAGUCCUAUCCUGCAAUAUUUUACGCCAGGACUGCCGGGUGUGUGUUUUUUUUGUUUGUUUUUUUCGUCGCAAUUUGAGCAACGCAUUCAGAUUGCCGUAUAUAUAGCAGUUAUUGAAUGCGUCUAUUAAGCAUUUCAUGAGAAAUUCUUCAAAUAACAGUUAUAUAUAAAUAUAAAAAUGUAAACUAUUCAUUGCAUCACUGAGGGAUUAUAGCUCUUCAGCGGGGAAAUGCAAUGGUCCGCAGUGUUUUAGAUGGUCAGUUGUUUCACCGGUCUGUGAAAAAGUCACUAUAUAUAUUAGAUUGUUUGACUUUCAGUGAUACGGCUAGUUAUGGAAAUGCCUUAUGUUUUCCCAUACUGUGAUUAAGAUGCCUUUUUCAAGUGUGGUUAUGUGACAUUUACACAUCCAUGAAGUCACAACAGCUGUUCUGCCUUUUAUCAGGUUACAUUGAAAUGGAAAAUAAACCAAAUUACUGUC
Messenger RNA from Danio rerio (zebrafish), 1751 nucleotides. RefSeq names its product RAB11B, member RAS oncogene family, a (gene rab11ba). Gene Ontology annotation, molecular function: G protein activity; GTPase activity; GTP binding. NCBI's taxonomy places the organism in Eukaryota, Metazoa, Chordata, Actinopteri, Cypriniformes, Danionidae. The record is from RefSeq and is marked provisional. Gene Ontology annotation, cellular component: recycling endosome membrane; phagocytic vesicle membrane.